This is a messenger RNA of Ectocarpus sp. CCAP 1310/34, 1981 nucleotides long. The record is from the annotation of a GenBank genome assembly. NCBI's taxonomy places the organism in Eukaryota, Phaeophyceae, Ectocarpales, Ectocarpaceae.
GUAAACGGUGGUUUACUCGCUAAUUUACCGCCAAUAGGUGGUGAUGACCCUCCCAUCGUGAAGAAAAAUCGGGAAACAAAGGAAGGUGCAAACAAAGGUUGGCGCUGAGGAGGAUUGAACCCGCAACCUCUGGCACUGAAUAACCACAUAUGGAUUCCUUCUCUCAAACUUUUAGACAACGAAAGGACGCGUCAUUCGAAUACGCCUCUUCGUAUCUUUUUCGCGCUUCGCGCGAAAUAAAUAUAAAUCGUUCCCGGGUUGCCCUACCCAUGGUCGCUGAGCCCAAUUAUACAAUCAACCAAACCGCACAUAGGCAGGCCGGCGACUUGCAUGCGUGGGCUAGAAACGCCAACAAGAAACAUCAGCACAGUGCCCGAGCCGGCCAAUCACACCAGGUCCUAGUCUAUGGCUCUUCGAAAUUCCAUCGCCUCGAGAAUGCGAGGGGCGGCUACGGCGUUGUGUAGGUCGGCAACAGCAGCCGAACGCCAGGUGGCGCCGAUUCGACUACUGCGGUCAACGACUGCACGGGGUGAGGGGGCGCAGCCGGCCGACACAUCUGCAGAAGAUAUGACCAAGAAAUUUGGAGAUCCUUCGUUUUGGGAAAGGAAGUACACCGGCCCCCAAGGUCACAAGGCAUUCGAAUGGUUCCUGUCAUACGAUAGAGGGUUGAAAGAAUACCUUCUUCCUGUAUUGGAGUCAUUGGUGAUGAUGCCCUCCUCCCACUCUCGAGAAAGCCACAGACUUCUCCACGUUGGUUGUGGAACCAGCGAGGUGGGCCCCAAGCUAGCGGAGGAACCAGCCUUGUCGUCGCUUCACGUGACGGAUAUCGACUCCAGCCCCACCGCCGUGAGGCUAAUGCAGAAGCGCCACGCGGCUCUCGGCAACUACGACUGUCGCGAGGGGGAUGUUCUCAACCUUGAUUUUCCGGCCGACCGCUUCGAUGCGGUCGUGGACAAGGGGACGCUGGACGCCCUCCUGUGUCGAAGCGCUGAGGACGCCCUAGCUAUGGUGUCUGAGGUGCAUCGGGUUCUCCGCAAGGGAGGCGUGUACGUCCAGAUUUCAGCGGAGGACCCCGAGAUGCGCUUGGAACUGCUCACGGAAUGCGGCAGCAGCUCAUGCCGUGGGCCGUGGUCUCGCUCUAUCUUCAAGGAGCUCGGAGAGAGUGAGGGAUCGGCGGCGUACUAUAUGUACGUCCUCGUCAAAUAGUGUAGUUAAUUCGGAUGUGUGUUGUGGUCCGAUGUAUAGGGGAAGGGCUCAGGACAUCCGACGAAGCACGUUCCGUGUAUGUAUGUACUGCUGGCUGUGAUUCUCCGUUUGUUUCCUUACGGGUGAGGCGUGUGCGGCCCCUUGAGCGUUGUUUGCCCUUGACGGCCCAAUUUAGCAUAUUGUCCUGAUUGGUGUGUCGGAUAAUGAUGAUAUUGUUUUGGUGCAGCCAGUAUGCGGGGCUGCUACAUUACUCACAUAUGUAUGUCAAAAAAAUCUUCUUCGGUAUUCGUGCGCUUGCUUCCUGUUGGUUUAUCCUCGGCUUGGAGUGUCAAUUGAUCGUUGAUUUCAACACCCCCUUCAGACAUUUCCCGUAGAACGUGUAGACUGUUGUUGUUGCUCGAGGUGUGGACGCCUGAGGUUUGAUGUUUGUGCGACGUCUCUUCGGAGCAUCUCUCUUUCCGGGGUGGUUCCACUUCUUCUGUCAUGGGUACUGUGAGGGGUUGGGUGGGUGGGUGGGCAGACUUACUGCUUCCUUUUUCCUCCGUAUUUUCUCGCUUCUCGAAGGCAAUGGAGACGAUGAUAGCAAUGACAGAAGUUGCCCGCAGUUUCCGAUCGGCCCAAUCUGUUCAAGGGUAUUUCCGGGUGACAGAAAAUCCCUGAUAUUCGCUGCUGUUGUUGCCAUAGUCACCGGCGGUGGGUAAUACUUCAAAGCAUUACGUGUUACAGUGGUACCAUUGUACCAUUCGCAUUACCAUGCGACGCUUGGAACAGGGGC